Molecule: messenger RNA, 454 nt
Organism: Gymnodraco acuticeps
Lineage: Eukaryota; Metazoa; Chordata; Actinopteri; Perciformes; Bathydraconidae
Product: complement C1q-like protein 2
Exons: 3
Coding region: 1-414 (137 amino acids)
Molecular function (GO): protein binding
Source: RefSeq, a predicted model, not a curated record
AUGUACGUGGCUUUCUCAGCCUCUCUGUUGGCUUCAGGCUCAGGAACUAUCGGACCAUUUAACACUCAGACUAAUCUGGUCUUCAGAUACGUCUUCUCAAACAUUGGGAAUGCCUACAACCCAAACACAGGUUUUUUCAUUGCACCGGUGAGAGGAGCCUACCACUUUGAGUUCCACGUAUACGGUCCCGGUGAUCCGUCACAUGCUUCAGGUGCUGUGUUGUUCAAGAACAGAGAGAGAGUUUGUAUUGCAUAUGAACACCAGUCUUCAGGUGGGGUAAAAUCUUCUAAUGGUGCCACGCUGCUUCUAGAGGUCGGAGAUGUUGUGUUUUUGCGUUUGUGGGAAAACUCCAAGAUACAUGACAAUUCCAAUCAUCAUAGCACCUUUAGUGGUCAUCUACUUUUCACCAUGUGAACAAAUAAACCGUGGUUGUUGUGUGUCAGUACUUGUUGAA